This is a messenger RNA of Loxodonta africana (African savanna elephant), 1114 nucleotides long. RefSeq names its product heat shock protein nuclear import factor hikeshi (gene HIKESHI). The record is from RefSeq and is a predicted model, not a curated record. Gene Ontology annotation, cellular component: nucleus; cytosol. The transcript is spliced from 5 exons. NCBI's taxonomy places the organism in Eukaryota, Metazoa, Chordata, Mammalia, Proboscidea, Elephantidae. Gene Ontology annotation, molecular function: nuclear import signal receptor activity; Hsp70 protein binding. Bases 613 to 1089 code for a protein of 158 amino acids. Gene Ontology annotation, biological process: protein import into nucleus.
GUAUGAGGGUGGCUAGUGGGGUGGUCUUUUUUGCUCCCAACUCUUUUCAGGUUCAUUUGAAUGAUAAUUACAUUAGCUGUCAUUUGUCCAGCGUCAUGUGCCAUGCACCGGGCUGAGUGCUACGCAGGACUUUUGUCAAUUAUUCGUCAUUUCAACCUUGUAUGUAACGCUCAUUUUGGCACCUUAAAAUUAAUCCUGAUAACUCGUGAGAUGGUUAUUAUCAUUCCGUUUUUGACCUUGAGGAUGUUGAGUUCGGUCGACAGUAUAAAUACUCGCCUGAAUUCACACGGUGCGUUAGAGGUAAACCUGCGACUUGAAUCUAGUCUGUGUAGCAUCCUGUUUCUCCAAGAUUAAGGUGUUCGGGCAAUGCAUAUCGUCUAGGUCCCUUUGGAAGGACUGUAGUAAAAAACGUGCUUAACGUAGUUGGAAGUUGGCUGAUGGUAAACCUCCGAAACUUACAGUGAGUCUUACCUGUAACAAACCGAGAACGAUGGGAGCAGCAUGUUUCCUUUUUGGUCGUAAGAGGUGCAAACAGCUGCACAGCAAGUGGCAGAAGAUAAAUUUGUUUUUGACUUGCCUGAUUAUGAAAAUAUCAACCAUGUUGUGGUUUUUAUGCUGGGAACAAUCCCAUUUCCUGAGGGAAUGGGAGGAUCUGUCUACUUUUCCUAUCCUGAUUCAAGUGGAAUGCCAGUAUGGCAACUCCUAGGAUUUGUCACGAAUGGGAAGCCAAGUGCCAUCUUCAAAAUUUCAGGUCUUAAAUCUGGGGAAGGAAGCCAACACCCUUUUGGAGCCAUGAAUAUUGUCCGGACUCCAUCUGUCGCUCAGAUUGGAAUUUCAGUGGAAUUAUUGGACAGUCUAGCUCAGCAGACUCCUGUAGGAAACGCCGCUGUAUCGUCAGUUGAUUCAUUCACUCAGUUUACACAAAAGAUGUUGGACAACUUCUACAAUUUUGCUUCAUCAUUUGCUGUCUCUCAGGCCCAGAUGACACCUAGUCCAUCUGAAAUGUUCAUUCCAGCAAAUGUGGUUCUGAAAUGGUAUGAAAACUUUCAAAGACGACUAACACAGAACCCUCUUUUUUGGAAAACAUAAUUUGAAUAAAAUCAUUUUUAAUGGA